This is a messenger RNA of Rhipicephalus sanguineus (brown dog tick), 1919 nucleotides long. RefSeq names its product RUS family member 1. NCBI's taxonomy places the organism in Eukaryota, Metazoa, Arthropoda, Arachnida, Ixodida, Ixodidae. The record is from RefSeq and is a predicted model, not a curated record.
GAAAUAUUUCUACCUGUUGGCUAUCCGGACAGCGUGAGCCGUGAUUACACAGAAUACCAGAUAUGGGACAGCAUACAAGCGUUUGCGAGCAGCAUCACGGGAACGCUCGCCACCCAAUCCGUGCUGUCGGGCGUCGGAGUCGGGGACCAAGGCGCAUCCGUCUUAGCUGCGACGACUACUUGGAUUCUCAGAGAUGGCACUGGCAUGACAGGACGGAUCCUCUUCGCCUGGUUUCAAGGUUCAAACCUCGACUAUGACUCGAAAAAGUGGAGGCUUUUUGCAGACAUACUGAAUGAUGUUGCCAUAUUCUUGGAGCUCAUGUGCCAGUACUUAAAGGGAUAUGUGACUGCAGUGCUUUGCGUAUCCAGCGUUGCAAAGUCUUUGCACAACAUAGGUGUCGCUGGAGGAGCGACUCGGGCUGCGCUCACUCAGCACCAGGCACGCAGCAACAACAUGGCCGACGUGAGUGCCAAGGACGGCAGCCAGGAGACCCUGGUCAACCUUGCCGCUUUCCUCUUCAGCCUGCUUCUGCUCCGGAUUGUUGCUGGGAACCCAUGGUUACUCUACAGCAUUUUUAUUUCUUUCACACUCCUGCACAUCUUUGCAAACUACCGUGCCGUGUCGUGCGUCGUCAUGGAGACCUUCAACCGAUCUCGUUACGCCAUCGUGGUCAGGCGCUUCUUGGAAACAGCUGGGGACAUUGCACCAGUCGCCUGGGUCAACGCCCGCGAGUCGGUAUGGAUUCAGUGUGGCAAACCAUUUGUCAGCAUCAACCUUGGCGUACCUCUGUCCUCAAUCGCACAGACCAACAAAGAGCUGCAGCGUCGAAUUCAAGAUGCUGCCGGUGAUCGGAAAGCGGAACCCACGUACCUGCUUGCCGUCGUACGAGAUUCGUCGCGGCACUACAACAUCAACGUUGUACUGUCGAGUGAGAGCACAGUGAAAGAUCAGAUGGAGGCCAUGUUUCACGCGUUUGUGCUCGAGGCUAUCCUGCUGAAAUUGAGGGUCGACGCGGACCAUCUGUGGGCAGCAGACAUUGCAGACGUGGAGAACACUGCGGAGGACCUUUCCAGUGACGACCACAGGUUGUUCCAGUCUUCGAGGGCAUUGGUGAACAAGUGCUUUCCGCUGCUCUGGAAGGCCCUUGAAGGCUCAGAGUGGGAGACCAACCGCGCUCUCUUCGGGGCAACGGAGUGGAGGGUGACCUGGUGCGAGGGUGAGACAGUUUCACCGGGCGACACUUUACAUUCCAAGCAGGUGUGAAUUUUGGACCAAUGUUUUCUUUUUGAGAGUACCGGUGGUGGAAAGGCAUGUUUCGCUUUCUACUUUUUCUGUGAUUGACAGUAUGCCAUAUGCAUUAAUAAGACCACAAACUUUUAUACUGUGUCCACUUUUCUGAAUUUCAAGGGCCAUUUUAUGUGAACUGCACAAUAUUUAUCCAUUUUGUUUAACGCAUCAAAAAUUACACCAGGAAACUAUGAUCUCUCUGCAAUUGUUACAUUAAAUGGGCUUGCACACUUAAGUCGGCGUGCAGCAUAAUUGUUUGUCACCUUGGGUUAAUACAUACCGGAGUAUGGUGCUUUGUUUGAGCCUGUCAUCCAUGUGGCAUCACUCAUCAUCUCGGAGACCUGUAAGAAAUGUGUGCUUAGCACAUUGUUCUGAUCACUUUGGUGUGUUCAUUUUGGUGCCUCCAAGUCAGCCGUGACAUCAAACCUGCUGCAUUUGUUGUGCUGUGGAUACGCCAUUACUGGCAUGUGUGACGAAUAUAUGUCAUUGCAAUGCUAGCACACAGGGAAGGCAUUUAGAGUUGGUGUUUUCACGUGCCGUUGCAAAAGUACACAUGCAAUUUAUUUGUCUAAGCAUCAUACUUGGUUCAUUGGGGAAUUUUAAUGGAGUGAAUAAAUCUUUGUUAUUCGAAA